Molecule: messenger RNA, 1176 nt
Organism: Podarcis lilfordi (Lilford's wall lizard)
Lineage: Eukaryota; Metazoa; Chordata; Lepidosauria; Squamata; Lacertidae
Source: the annotation of a GenBank genome assembly
AUGGAUGCAAAAGAAAGAGGGGGGUUUGCCCUGCCGGACUUAAAACUGUAUUAUGAAGCAGCAGCAUUUUGCUGGCUGAAAGAAUGGAUGCUCCUCGAGAAUACAGAUAUCUUGGAUUUAGAAGGUUUUAACAAUACAUUUGGUUGGCAUGCAUACUUAUGGUAUGAUAAAAUUAAGGUGCAUAGGGCCUUCAAAAAUCAUAUUGUCAGAAAAGCAUUAUAUAACGUUUGGAUAAGAUAUAAAGAUUUGUUGGAAAGUAAAACCCCUAGAUGGUUGUCACCUUUGGAAGCUACGGCGUUGAAAAAGCUUAAUAUGGAAGCCGAAUGGCUAAAGUAUCGGGAAAUUUUGGAACAAGAUGGAGAUAAGUUGAAGUUACAGAGUUAUGAGAAAUUGAAACCCAAAGUUCGAGAUUGGCUCCAUUAUUAUCAAAUAAUGGAGGUGUAUAAACAAGACAGGAAAAUUGGCUUCCAGGCGGAGAAAUCAAAAUUAGAAACUGAACUGUUAGAACCCAAUACUAAGAACUUGUCAAGAAUGUAUAAUCUGCUGCUGAAAUGGAAUACACAAGAUGAAAUAGUUAAAUCAGCUAUGAUUAAGUGGGCACAGGACAUUGGUCAUAACAUUAUGUUUGCUGACUGGGAAUGGUUGUGGAACACAGGUAUAAAAUUUACGGCAUGUAAUGCCUUAAAGGAAAAUAUUAUGAAAAUGAUCUAUAGGUGGUACAUGACCCCAGUCAAGCUAGCAAAAAUUUAUCAUUUGCCUGAUAAUAAGUGUUGGAAGUGUAAAGAAACUGAAGGUACUUUCUAUCACCUUUGGUGGACGUGCCCGAAGAUUAAGGCUUUCUGGGAAAUGAUAUAUAAUGAACUGAAAAAGGUACUUAAAUGUACUUUCCCGAAGAAACCAGAAGCCUUUCUCUUGGGCAUUGCCGGCCAAUUGGUGUUAAAGAAAGAUAGAACUUUUUUUAUGUAUGCUACGACAGCAGCAAGAAUACUCAUUGCAAAGUAUUGGAAGACAGAAGAACUACCCACCCUGGAAGAGUGGCAGAUGAAGGUGAUAGACUAUAUGACAUUGGCUGAGAUGACUGGCAGAAUCCGUGAGCAGGGGAAAGAGACGGCGAAAGAAGAUUGGAAGAAAUUUAAAAUUUAUCUUAAGAACUAUUAUAAAAUUGAGGAAUGCUAA